Messenger RNA from Frankliniella occidentalis (western flower thrips), 6634 nucleotides. It is a transcript of the gene rod, whose product is annotated as kinetochore-associated protein 1. Gene Ontology annotation, molecular function: small GTPase binding. The record is from RefSeq and is a predicted model, not a curated record. Gene Ontology annotation, cellular component: RZZ complex; cytoplasm; kinetochore microtubule. The coding region runs from base 488 to 6610 and encodes 2040 amino acids. The transcript has 37 exons. Gene Ontology annotation, biological process: mitotic spindle assembly checkpoint signaling; mitotic sister chromatid segregation; protein localization to kinetochore involved in kinetochore assembly. NCBI's taxonomy places the organism in Eukaryota, Metazoa, Arthropoda, Insecta, Thysanoptera, Thripidae.
UUAUCUAAUCGAAUAGUUAAGUUGGUGAUUAACUCGUAGUCGACGAGCACCUUUCGACGAGUGUCUUCUUCGCUACUUGAACCUUAGCUCUUGAACUAGAGGCAACACAUCGCAUGCGUCUCAGGAAGAGACAUUUAUCUCUAUGAAAUUACCCGUUAAAAAGAAAUUGCGUCGGUUUAAACAAGACUCCUAUGUUUGACUGAGGAAGAGCAAUUUUUUGGCGUGCCGAAAAUGCAGUUUCAGCUGCCCCUUAGGAGUGAAAACACCUUUCAUACUCCCAAUCACCACCACUAUCAAAGAGACUUAAUUUUCGGGGGCCACCCUGCUUCAGUUUCCGCGCCAUUUCCACCGUCAACAAACACGAACACGACAAACCUCAACAUUGUUAUUGUUUCGCUUUUAAGUGGCGGUCUAGCAGCACAGAAUAGCGCAUUAGCAGUCGUAAAGCAGUCAACUUUGUGACCAAGUUGUGACACUGUCGGCCACUAUGGAGUGGAAUAUCCGAAACGAUUACGAUCCCGGGGAUGAAACUAUUCAUUUUGGAACCCGAGCGUACGCUGAAAGUGAUGGUUGCAUUUACGAAAUCACAACUGCUGCUACCUUUCAAAAUGAUAGUGAGAUUUCAGAUAUUCCACUUCUCAACUUUGGAUACAUUUGCAAUGGAGGAAUUUGUGUUUGUGUCGGCAAAACAAUCACAGUGUUUGCUGAUGCAUCAAGUUCAUCAGCAUUGUUUAACAUGGAAUUCGACUCAGUAAUUGAAACCUUCGCUCAUUCUAUUGAUGGAAACUUUCUUAUAGUGGGGCUCAACAAUGGUUUCAUUCACUGUUUGCAUAUUCCUUCUGAGGGGCAGCCCGUUUAUGCCAAGAAGGUCCAAACUCAACCUAAAAGUGGUCAAAUGUUUGUAAAAAUUAUUGUUGAUGAGAGCUUUGCCGAAGAUGUUUUAGUAGUCUGUGCAUCAGGCUUUGUUGCAAACUUAGCCAAUUUUCCCUUUUCCUCUUUGCAUACGGCACUUUCCAAUGAUGAUGAAACCAAAGUGAAAGAAUUACUUGCAGACACAUCUUUAGAAAAUCUUAGUGGGAUCACCUCAAUUGCUCCAAUUCGUGCUGCUACCACCUUGAAGUGGAAUGAUGAACUUGUAAUACUUGCUGUAGGCAAUGGCAUUGCCACAUUGCCUACAGGCCUGGGCUCUUGUGCUGAUGCAGUUGAAAUUAAGUGGUUGGAGCGUCAAUCUGCGUCGACUUUGUUCCAAAUUAGAUCAACAAGUGAUAAACGCCUCUUUAUUGCACUGAAUGCUACUGGUCAACUUGUCCGUGUAUGCCCGUUUACUCUACUGACAAGAAAUUUGACAUGGAAAAACUGGAAACCCAUUUCUGAUUUUCAGCUAACGGGAAACAGUACAUCAGAAGCAUCAAUAAUUGCUCUAACUGCAUCUGCCGAAGCAAAAAGCAAUCUGUCAUUAAUGUCAUUUCCAGGUUUUGGUGAAAAGUUUUCUCUAGCUGUAGGGGAGAAAUCGGUUCUAAUGUGCACUGGCUGUGAUUUGGAAGAUAUUCCUUUCCUUGAGUUUGGAUGUGAUAAAUCAAACCAGACUUCGACAAUUUCUUUGAAAUCAGCCACACAAACUGUUCCCAUGUUCAGGCUAGAGCGUCUCUUGUUUAGGAAAAAAUUUGAGGCUGCUGAGUCUCUUGCCACUAAUUUUGGUUUGGAUAUGACUCCUGUUCACAUGGCUAGAGCUCAAAACUUCCUUUCUCUAAUGGAGCCAUGGGGCCGGAAUACUAGUGAUGGUGAAAUCCAAGAUCUGCUAAAACCCCUUCUAAAUGAACUUGAUAAAAUUAAGGAUUUGGAUUUUGUCAGCAAUUGUUGUGUUAGUGCUGUUCCUCCGAACUACCUUGUUGCUCAUACCUUGUUGGAAUAUGCACAGAAGAGAUUAGAGUUAUUUUUUGUGAAUAACCCUGAGUUAGAAAGUAAAGUUUCUGAAUGGUCAGCUAGUGUGUGUGGCUCAAUGCUUCGCUUAGAGACUUUAAAUCUUCUGAAAACGUCCUGGAAUGUAGAGGAAUGGCUUGAUUUUAGUCGUGCUGAUUUACUGCGCAAUCUGCAGAAAUGUGUGAAAGAGGGAGCACUGUCAGAGGCAUCAGUCAUAUGGUGUAGACAUAAGUCCUCAUUCAAAAGUUUCCUUCAAGAUGAAUACUUAAUCCAUUGCCUUCUGGAAGAAAUCCCAUCUUGGGUGGCCCUUGAUAAAAUUUUGGAAUGGCUUGCACAAUUAUUACCUUCCCUCUUGGAAGCACAACCAAAUGCCCUUUCAGAGAUAGUAACAUGGAUUCUUCAGAAGAUUUCUGAUUUAGAACGGUCUCAUCCACGGGAAUGGCCCAAAAUAGGGCUUGAUUAUGCAGAUAGGACAUUAAAGCUCAUGUCCUCUCAAAACUUUGGCAGCCCUUUCGUGGGCUUGGAAGCAUCUCCUCUAAGACCUCUUGUUGUCCUUCGCUGUGCUCUCACUGAUUUAUAUUCCCUGCGCUCUAAAUACUACAUCUUCAUUACACUUGAAGAGUACAGCCAGUCUCCUUCAGAUGUAGCUGUAUUGCUUUUGGAUUACAUUGAUGUGAGUUCGAUUUCAGCAUUUGUUACUGGAUAUUUUAAUGGUUAUGUGUUGGAUCACAGGCUAGAUGGAGAUGAUAUUAUUUCUACCUACAUUAUGUGUGUUUUACAAAGUUCUGAUGGUUGGUGGAAUUGGGAUGAAGCCCCUUGGGAACUAAGAAUUGCCACUCUAAUUCCUCACAUAACUAAUUACAAAACUCGACUUCAAUGCAUUAAUGCUUCUCUCGAAGCAGCUCCUGUGCCAUGGAGUCCACUCAUAUCCAACCUUGCUGAAGAGGGGCUCAAAUUAAAGCACCCUUUGUCAUCACUCAUCCGUGAAAAACAGAAACAAAUUGUAACAAAUCUCAUACUUAAGAAAUAUGAUUUAAAGACACACAUUAACAAAAUUAAUAAAAAGGUGUUGUUAAAAUAUAUAGUGAAGCAGAAUCAUCCUGAUAUGCUUAGUGAUAUAGCUGAACUUUCUCAAAAGUCUGUAGACGACUAUGUUACUGUAAUUAUGCAUCUGUUCUAUAUGGGGUUGACAGCUAAAGCCCUUGAGGUAUUACAGAAAGUGCCGAAUGACAUGAUAGUGCAGAUUUGCCCCCUCCUAAUACGCACAUUGUCCACCAAUUUGGACUUGGAUGGGGUUUGUGAUUCGGAACAGAAACUUGAAUUCAUUUCUGCUGUGGCUGUUUGCCAUGAAACUGCAAGAUCUUCAAACCCUCCUGGACUAACUCACAUUGAGGACCUACACAACCCAAAGGACUUACCUCUCUCCUUAGAAGAAUUGAAAAAUCGUUUUCGUUUGAAGAAAGUCUUCAGGAAGUUUUUGACUCUUGAAGAAAUGAGCAGUGUUCCAUGUCGCCAAAAGGUUUUAAAAGAUAUUGUAACUGAAUUAUUGAUUGAGGUUACUGAAAACGAAAAGCCAAGACAGAGGUCCAUCAACCUUUAUUAUCAGUCAAUGCAUGCCGCCAGACUUCUCAUGCUUCCUCCUAUUGUUGCUUUGGUGGAAGUAGUUGAGCAAGCUUUAGAAAUGUCUGACUUGGAACUUGCUACCUUUAUUGCUGGAGCCUUCGAUGAUUUAAAUUGUUUAACUAGUGAUGUCUAUAAGAGGUUGAUGAAAAUUCCUCACUUAUUUCUAAAAAAAGUUUUACCCAACUGUGGAAAAGAAGGUACCAUCCAAAUUGUACAAGAUGCCUCUGCAGCUGUGUAUCAUAUAGCCUCUGCAGUUUGUAGCUAUUGUGAGCAAGAGCAUAUAAACGAAGCCAUACAGACUUUUGGUUGGGCACGAGUCUGGAAUUUUGUGUCAGGACAGCAUGAUAUGUCUGCUAUUUGGCAGAAGGAUUCUCUCCUAAACUGGCGCUUUACUCCCUUAUAUAAGGACCCUGGCAUGGCAGGAUUCCUGAGUGGUUCUUAUUUACAUGAUUUCCUGUUUGCUGCGUUCAAUUUCCAUCAAAACAAAGAUAAUGAAACAGACUUCUUGUCUGAAUUAAACAGUUCUACCGUAAAACUUCAAAAUGAACAGCAUGAUGUUGCUCUCACUGUAAUUCUCUGUCUAAUUCACACCGUAAUGCGUAUGCCCUUCUGGCGAAACAAAUCGGAUUCUCCCUUAGGUACUGCGAUGUUGAAAACCAAUGAAGUGCUACUUUCCAAAGUUGCAGGUGCUCGACAGUUGGACAAACAUCUUAGUCUCAGUCUGUUAUCACACAUGGGUCAGUCUAGGGCUGUGGAAUAUCUCCUAAAAAUGUGUUCAAGCACACAGAUUGAUUUUCAAAGGCAGAAAGCCUUGUCGUGUCUUGGAUCUAUUGUCACAAAUAUAUGGAAGACACAAGAUGUGCAUUCAUAUUUUAAGCUUAUGUCAGUUCAAAGCACAUGGGGCUUACGACUCUCUGAGCUAGGAAUACCAGCAAAAGAACUGCUUCGAGGGAAAUCUGAUCCUGAAACCGUUCUUCAAAAGCUUAUUGGAUCCAAAAAAGUUAAUUCUUCACUACUUCAAACUUUAUGUUUAGACUACCAGCUUGAUUUCCAGGAAGUGCUUCUGCAGCAUCUUUGUGCAGUUUUAUUGUCCUGGGAUCCAAACCCCCUUAUCUCUAUCAAUCCCGAUGGAACAAAGGAAAUCAUUGAACGCAAUACACAACAGCAAUUGCUAGAUCAAUGUUGGGAUAUCCAAAAGAAGAUUAGAAACAAAAAUGUCCUCUGCAACACUCUUGUAUCCACUUGGGAACGGGUUAAUUUCUACCAUCAUGAGGUCUUUAUUGUAAUUCUAGAGAUUUUGGAACGACAUGGUGUUGACAAUCAAAAUAACAAAAGAUUAAUUACAACAUUCCUGAAGAAAUAUCGCAGGGUCAAAGCACCAGACCAAGCAGAGGAAGAAUUUUGGUCGGAGGUUUUUCCAUCUUCAUUUGGUCUUCCUCAGAUGUCUGAAUUCCGUUUACCCUUUAAUCGGCGACUUGUUGAUUCACCCUUGCUGGUGGCUAGACAUGAAAUAAAUUUAAGCACUUACAAAAGUUGGUUGUCCAUUGCUGCAGCAUUGGAUAUACCCAAAGAUAAGAUAUGUACAAUAGCAGUGCAUCAAACAGUGACAGAGGACUUCAGUGGUUAUCAAAAUAAUAUGGAAUGGUGUGGAUCCUAUAAAAAUGAAGCUCUCUUUGAAUCAAUUGCAUCUUGUGUGGCAGAAAUGGAUGAUGUUGAGCAAGCAGCUGCCACACUAUAUUUCUUCAUGAAUAAGAUUCCUGCAGGCUUAGAUCAAGUUGCGGCUGCAAACCUUUGCUUACAAUAUUCUGAAAUAGUUUAUAAUAAGACAAAGGAGACAGAGUAUAAAAUGAAAAUUGAAAAGAAGUUCUUUCACCUUGCAACUUUACAAACAUUACAUCAAUAUGGCCUUGGUCAACCAUGUUAUUUACAACUUGCACAAAAUCCAACUGAGCUUAUUAAUGCUCUAUAUCAGCAUCCAACUAUUCUUGAAUUAUGUAGAGGCACUGCAUCCCACUCUCUUGAUAUUAAUGCUGCAGUUGAAGAGAUAAGUAAUGUGCACAAAAUCUGUUUAAAAACAUUACACAUGACUUUGGUGACAGAAUGGCUCCAACCUGAUCUUGUCAUGGAUUGCAAUACUUCAUUAGAUGAAGACUGCUUUAGGGGCAUGAAUCUCCCAAGAAAGAAGGAACAAGAAAGGAGUUCUUUUUCAAAUCUUUAUGGUGCUGAUGAUACCAUUUUAAGAGCCCGGUAUGUGAUGGAACAUGGAGAUGUACAAGAAUGGGCAUUGUUCUUGAUAAGCACUGUAUUCAAUGGAGAGUCUUGUGUUGGUAUGCGUUUGAGAGCCAUGCAAUGUUUGUGCAUGUUGACUGAUGAUGAAACUUUGGAGGAGCUUGCAGGAAGACCCAUUGCGAGCAUCCGAGAAAAAUAUCGCACAUUGGCUUAUUUGAGAGACUUGGAGAUACUUGGUUUGACAUAUUCAGAAGCUGGUUUUGAAUCUUGUGAUAAAAAAGAAUUAGCCAAUUUAAUACUACGAACCCAAUUGCAAAGUCCUCGAGCAAUAGGUCUACUUGUUCAUCUCUGUGUAGAUUACAAAAUUGCUCACAUGACUCUUUGGAAUUCCAUCCUGAAGCAAUUGAUUGACCUCACUAUGAUGAAGGAAUUAGAACAAGCAUUGUCCUAUACUUCAGAGAUGUACCAGCUCUGGAACCUUCCCACAUUCAGAAGUGCAUGGAAUUUGUUGCUAACUUCUCCUUUCUCUAAUUCAAACUUCAAUUCUGAUGAUAAGGAGUCAGCAAUGCUUGGUGCUCUCACUCUAUUUCCUACAUGUCCUAUAAUGAAACACAUUGAUGUGGCAGGUGCUAUAGAGUUUUGCUUGGCUAAUGGAAGACCAGAAAUCUCUGCACUACUUCUUCCAUAUGUAGAAAAAUCUCUUAUUAUUAAGUUCCAAGAGAAAAUAUUAUCAUCAAGGAAGUUGGAUGAUUUGUUGAGUGAUGUAAAAACGAUAACCGCCGAGAGAUGCAUCAAUAUAAGCAAGGUGCUCAGUAUAUUUUCUGGAGAUAGCAAUUAAGGGCUCCUAACCCAUGUGAUAUGC